AAUUGCUUUGAACCUCAGUACUGGUGAAAAAGAUGGCGGCGCCCUACGGUGAUACGUGUAACGAGAAGAUGCUAUAGAUAAUUAUUACUUUAAAAAGAUAAAUAAUACUUAGCAAAAUGUUUAAAGAAACUGCACAACUUUUUAAAGCCGCAGCUCCUUUGCUUGCGAAAACGACGCUUUUGAAAGAGGUAAGAAUUAGCUCGACACAUGGGGGGAGCAGUGUCCACGGGCAUCGAUAUUUCAAUGUCACCUGCAGUUUAUGUGCGAAGGUACCGCCGAGAAAAAAGCCGCGAGUCAAGGUGGACAUACCCGGACUCGAGCGCAUUACCUAUGGCGAUAGAAUGCACUAUGUCCCUGGGUUGGCAAAGCCCUCUUUCCCUACCUGGGUGCGAGACUGGAACGACCCCUCUCAUUAUUAUGCGCCGAAAGAGGAAGAAAUGCCACUCCAUAAAGAGAAGUCUUGCUUCAUAUUUAACCAAAGGACAAACGCACUUGAAGGUGUCAGGCAAGCACUGUGGCUCACUAAAUCCAAGCUGACACAGGGACUUCCGGACCAGGUUCUGUCAUUGGCUGAGAACGAAGCCAAUCAGAUUGAAAACCAGGAUGAGCGAGUUCAGAAUGCCAUCAGGCAUGCUCGCUUCUGGGACACCACAGAGGAACGACCGUCCAGAGACAAUUUCUGCGUGGCUUUGCUGAGGAACCUGAUCCACCUGUGUGGGAGCCUGCAGGUCAGUCAUCCUGGGCUUGGCAGGAGGAUCCUGGCGGAGAAAUACAGUCUGGCUGCCACAUGGAGCAGAGGUGAAGACUUGUUCCAGGUGCGAGGGCAGAAUGGGUUGCUGCUCAACAGCAUGGCCCCUCUCCCAGUGCUUGCUGGGAAAGAGGAGGUCCAGAGCACGGCCGACCAUGUCCUGGAGACGUUCUACCCGAUCUCUCCCACCAUCGACCUGCAGAGUGUCCAGGUCUACAAGGAGCAGAACCAUACAGGCUUCAAGGAGGACUACCCUUACCCUCAUGCCCACACCCUCUUCCUCCUGGAGGCAGGAGACACCCCUGUCACUCUCCUUCCUGAGCAGCUCCGUGCUAAGAUGAUCAUGUUUGCCUUCGGGAAUGCCCUGGCUCGUGCUCACACACUCCACGGGACUAAGCCUGGGGUGCUGGAACAGCCCAUAGUGGUCCAGUCGGUGGCCACCAACGGCCGGAUGUUCCAGUAUGUGGUGUUCCAGCUCAACACCACAGACCUGCAGGCUGACGAGGGGGUCAAGAACCAGGUGUGGGUGGAGAAUGACCAGCUGCUGUAUGACUUCGCCAAGGUUCGCCCCCUCAUCAAGAAGAGGGUGGUGCAGAUACCACCAGGUCUAUCUGGGUACAAGCCUGAAACCUUCCAGAAGUUCCUGUCCCUCUAUCUGCAUGGAGCUGUGUGAACUAGCUACAUUAAACAGCACCAAAACAACAAUGUUCCACUAUUCAUAACCUUCCUAUUUCUACUGUCAGUACUGUAAUAUCUGAAAAUAAAGAGACCCUAGAUACUCUAGCUCAUCAGA
This is a messenger RNA of Salvelinus namaycush (lake trout), 1541 nucleotides long. It is a transcript of the gene mrpl37, whose product is annotated as mitochondrial ribosomal protein L37. Gene Ontology annotation, molecular function: structural constituent of ribosome. Gene Ontology annotation, cellular component: ribosome; mitochondrion. The coding region runs from base 117 to 1421 and encodes 434 amino acids. Gene Ontology annotation, biological process: translation. Lineage: Eukaryota; Metazoa; Chordata; Actinopteri; Salmoniformes; Salmonidae. The record is from RefSeq and is a predicted model, not a curated record. The transcript has 7 exons.